AUACGUCCUCCAGUGCUAGCCUGGUGGAGCUCCCAAAAAGACAAUCAGCAGACCAUAAACUCCGAAUACUCCCCCCAACAAUGAUGUACUUACGAUAGACUCAGCCUGUGCUCUAUUCUCCAAUACACAAAUGCGUUUCUAUAGCCAGGCUCGCAGGUUUCGUAUCUCGUAGAACUGCCGGCUAUGUGCUUUCAGCUACAAUGAGCUAGUUUCGCGAAGUCGAGUUUUUUCCGAUAGGAUCUGCCAAACAAUAAAUUGUUCCAGAGUUCAAAAGACUUUCUCUCAGAACGUUCAACCUAAUCUCGUCCCUUGGCAUGUUGUGAUCAUCUCCUUCGAAAAACUAUGGUUUUGGUCGUGGAUGAAAAGGUUGCCAUGAUUUCUUCAAGCAGACGGAGCCUCGUGAACAUGUUAGUUUUAGUAUUUGCCUUAAUGAUUAGUGCCGAAAGCCAGGCCAAAAGAAGCUCUGCCUGCUCGCUGGAAUUUUCAUUGAUCGGUUCCAAAUGCUAUUAUUUCAGCAAGGAAAGCAUCAGUUGGAGCGAUGCUUAUUACCAAUGCUUGGGUAAAAAUAGCUCGUUGGCCAUUCUGGACAGUGCAAAAGAGGAUAGGCGAAUGAGAAGCUACAUGAAACGUCAUACGAAGACCCUCGGUGGGAAAAACCAUUGGAUUGGAGGUAAAUAUGAUUGGAGGAAUUCAAAAUGGGUUUGGGCUGAAACUGGAAAGCAAGUCACGUUGAAGACCAUUCCCAGAAUCUUACCGACAAACACCAUGUUGCUGCAUUGGUCUUGCUUAAUCAUGGAUUCCAGUCGACUGAACAAGUUAUCUUCCAACAGCUGUCCACAACAGAACUACUUUAUCUGCCAAAAGAAUCCCAGAAUUCCCAUAGGCAGGAGAAAAACAUUCAAUAUUAAAAUUUGUAGAAAAUCAGCCGAGCAACUGACUGAAAAUCAAAAGAACAAAUGCCUUAGAUUGGUUGGAGGCUAUGGUGGUGUCACGUUCCAGAAUGUUCCUGCUGCUAUAAUACAGUCUCCAAAACCCACUGCCAAGAAUGUUAAGGAAUAUGUUUGUCCGUCCAAUAUGUUCGUAAUAAAAAAUAGGUGUUAUUACUUCAGCCACGAAAAACUGAACUGGAACGAUGCUUAUUGGGCUUGUAGGGACAACAAGACGUAUUUAGCUGUAGUUUUGAACAAGGUACAGGAUAAAAUGUUGAGGGAGUUCCUGAAUAUGGGUUUUGUGGGACAGCGGGAGAGAUGGCUAGGUGGUCUCUAUGACUGGAAACAGAGGAGAUGGUUGUGGGCCAAUUCAGGAACACCCCUUAAAUAUCACGGAUUUCCUUCCAAGAAUAACACGGGUACCAGAUAUGAAUGGAAAAGCAUCACCCUGGAUCCUUAUUUAGGUUACAAGUGGAAUGCACGAUUAAGAACUGAAGAGAAAUAUUUCAUUUGCCAAAAAAAGGCGAAAACGAUAGCGAAAUUAGGAGACUUCAACACAGCAUUAUAUUGAAUUUCAGGAGAUAACUCAAACGAAGUAUCUGAUGAAGACAGCUCAGAAACAAACAAUGAAUCGAACAAAAAAUUAACGAGAAAGCUGGAGACAAAAUACCAAACAUAGGAAUCAGUACUACACACAUACACAUCGUCCCCCUAAACUAAACCUAUAACUAUAAAUAAAGUAUUAUUUUUAUAGAA
This is a messenger RNA of Coccinella septempunctata (seven-spotted ladybird), 1685 nucleotides long. RefSeq lists its product as uncharacterized. The record is from RefSeq and is a predicted model, not a curated record. Lineage: Eukaryota; Metazoa; Arthropoda; Insecta; Coleoptera; Coccinellidae. The transcript has 8 exons. Bases 343 to 1500 code for a protein of 385 amino acids.